AAAAUGUUAAAACAACAAUUUCUGUAUAAAUCAAGUCGUAGUACGAUUCUCGUGUUUAUCUGUAAAAAUAUAAAAUCAAGUCUUCGUGACGCCGCUACGUUGUCUUAGUUACCAACGAGUUGUUUAUAAAAAAGCCGGUUAGUAAUUUUGCAUGUAGUUUUGUACGAAGCAAUUUCUUCAGUAAAACAAGAAUUUAAAAGCUGAAAAUGAGUGUUCAUGAAGAAAGUGAGAGCGGCGAUGAAUUUAUGUGCACUCCGCCUGAGGUUGCUGCAAUGGCGGAAUCAAUUAUGCCUGAGCUUUUGCCUGAAAAAUCGAGAAAUCGGUACGAAAAAGAACGAGAGAGGUUUUUUAAUUGGUGUAAAAUGAAACAAGUCAAGCGGUAUACAGAAACCGUGUUGCUUGCCUAUUUUGUCGAAAAAUCUGGAAAAUUGAAAUCAUCGACACUGUGGUCAAUGUAUUCCAUGUUGAAAAGUAUGUUGAUUUUGCAAGACAACGUCGACAUUUCCAAGUAUGCCAAGUUACAAUCGUUUUUGAAACGUAAAUCUGUUGGUCACAAGCCGAAAAAAUCGCUGACUUUUACGAGACAACAAAUCAGAACGUUUUUAGAGGAAGCACCCGAUGAAACAUUUUUAAUGAUGAAAGUUGCUCUAAUAUUAGGAGUUGCUGGGGCUUGUCGUCGAGAGGAGUUGACGAAAAUGACGGUGAACGAUAUCCAAGGCGAAGAUACGUUUUUACUCGUAACGAUUCCAGACUCCAAAACGCAUGUUCCAAGAACUUUUUCUGUUACGGAGGGAAAAGAGAAUUGGAUACACUUGUACCAGAAAUAUAAAGCGCUUCGUCCUCAAAAUGCUCAAACUUCGCGACUUUUUUUAAAUUAUAAAAUGGGAAAAUGUACCGUACAACCUGUGGGUAUUAAUACAUUUGGAGCAAUUCCUAAGAAAAUUGCGAGUUACCUGAAAUUGCCAAAUGCUUCUAGUUUUACGGGUCAUUGUUUUCGGCGUACCUCCGCAACGCUACUUGCUAAUGCUGGAGCAGACCUUUUGAGUCUUAAACGUCAUGGGGGCUGGCGGUCGUCGACGGUAGCGGAAGGAUACGUAGAUGGUUCUCUUCAAGGCAAAUUAGAAGUAUGUAACAAAAUAAUUGGUAAUGCUUGUCAAUCAAAUGAUCCUUGCACACCUUCGACAUGUCAACCAGAUGAUCCUUGCAAGUUGCACAUCUUCGACAGCGUCCACAUCUACAUUAAUAACUUCUAAAUGCUCUGUGUCAAAUUCGUUACUUCCAGGUGUUAAUAUAAGUAACUGUUCAUCAUUUACCAUUAAUUUAAAUAUUACUAGCCAGAAGUAGCUGUAAUUGUAAAUUGUGGCAUUAAAAUAAAAAAAAGGUAUCUUUGUUUUUACUUAAGAGUGUGGAAAAUAAGUGUGGAAAAAUUUU
Photinus pyralis (common eastern firefly) is the source of this 1431-nucleotide messenger RNA. RefSeq lists its product as uncharacterized. NCBI's taxonomy places the organism in Eukaryota, Metazoa, Arthropoda, Insecta, Coleoptera, Lampyridae. Gene Ontology annotation, biological process: DNA integration; DNA recombination. Bases 207 to 1253 code for a protein of 348 amino acids. Gene Ontology annotation, molecular function: DNA binding. The transcript is spliced from 3 exons. The record is from RefSeq and is a predicted model, not a curated record.